GCCUUCUUAGCUAUGUACUGGUGCAUCAGUGAGCAGUGUGCACAAGCUCGUCUCUUCCAUUCACAGAGCUCAAACCUCAGUGUGCAUCAAUGGCAACCCACAUCUUCAAGAAAUUCAAAUUCAAACCCACCUCCAACCUUCCUUCAAUGUCCACCACCGUCCGAUCCAAAACUACCUCAUCCCAGUACGUAGCCUCCAGAUCCAGAGACCCCACAUUCGAGAAACUCAUGGACAAGUACAAGAACCUCCUCAAAGUCAUCUCCAUUCAAGACCUCAUCCUCGCAAACCCCACCUCCAACAACCCACCAUCAAUCUCCGUCGACUUCCUCAACCGCCUCUCCCAAAAGCUCCACCUCAACCGCGGCGCCGCCGCCUUCCUCCGCCAGUACCCCCACAUCUUCCACCUCUUCUACGACUCCUCCAAGUCCCAGCCUCACUGCCGAUUAACCGCCGCCGCCGUCGAAAUUACCCAUCAGGAAGCUGCCGCUAUCGACGCUUCGUUGCCGGUCGCCGUUGAUCGAUUGGUUCGGAUCCUCUCCAUGUCAGUCUCCAAUUCGCUGCCUCUCCGAGCGAUUAUCAAGGUUUGGAGGGAGUUGGGACUUCCUGACGAUUUCGAGGACUCGGUAAUAUCCCAAAACCCUAAUCUUUUUGAGCUUUGUGAUGGGUAUGAACCCAAUACUCAUAUAUUGAAACUCGUUAGUGCAAUUCCUAGUUGUAAUUUCUCUGCUGCAGUGGAGAAUUGGAGGGUCAUGGAGUGUUGUAGAGAAGACUGUAGUGUUGAUAGGACUGUAAUUCGGUUUAGUUUUAAACAUGGUUAUCCUCCGGGAAUGAGGUUGGGUAAGAAUUUUAGGGCUAAAGUGAAGGAAUGGCAGAGAUUGCCAUAUGAUGGGCCGUAUGAGGAGAUGGGAGGGAAGAAGAAUUCUAAGAGUGGGAAAAUGGGAUUGGAGAAACGAGCGGUUGGGAUUGUUCAUGAAUUCUUGAGCUUGACGGUGGAGAAGAUGGUGGAAGUGGAGAAGAUCAGCCAUUUUAGGAGAUGGUUUGGGAUUGAUUUGAACAUAAGGGAUUUGUUCUUGGAUCACCCCGGGAUGUUUUACUUGUCAACCAAGGGGAAGAGACAUACUGUCUUUUUAAGAGAAGCUUAUGAGAGGGGGUGCUUGAUUGAGCUGAACCCUGUGUACAAUGCAAGGAGGAAGCUUCUUGAUCUAGUUCUUAUGGGACGUCGUGGUUUGUUCACCAACAAUUCAACGUUGAGUGAUGCUGGUAGGAGCCAGGAGGAAGGAUGUAAACAGGAGCAAAAUGAUUGAGGUAAUGCCCUUUCAAGUGAAGAAUGCUGGUUUCAAAAUUAGGGUGAACCUCCUUAAUUGAAAAUGGCAAUGGCAUACUUGACUGAAAGAGGACUAAAAAUGAUGUAACAUACUAACAAAUGGGGGUAAUGGACAGCAGAAUGAAUGUUGCAAGAAAAUGCGUUGUUGGAUGAACAAGUAUAUUGGUAGUUAGUAUGUCUACUUGAUUGGUGAUGGCACAUUUCUUUUGUGAGACAUAUAAAAAGAAGUCAUUCAUACUAGUACUAACACAGAGAGUAAACCCUAAAGCUGUUGAAAGGUAGAUCAUUUUAGGUUAAUUUUUUUAUGUAGAUGGAUAAAUCCUUUGGACGAUCAACUGAUUGGAGAUUUGUUGUCUUCGCUUUGUGCAUUUGAAACACCUGUGACAUGGUUUUAAUCUGCCCAUCCAGAUAAGCAUUUUGUGUUGGUGCAAAUAAAAUGCCAUCCUGCCUCAAUAUGCUACCCUAUGUGCCCACUGAGCUCACUCUGAAUAAGUGCCCGUUUGUGAUGGAAGCUGCCAAUUGGCUCAGGAUAAUUACCUGGAAGGGUCUCACACCCUGGUGAUAUUUCUUUCCCCGUCUCACUUACUGCUUGUGUGUAUGUGCACACACAUGUGUGCAUGUUUGAUGUGUUUGUGCAAUUAGGUGUCUGCUUAUGUUCGUGUGUCUGCGUGCAUAUGUUUGUUUAUCAUUUGAGUUGAUUAAGAUUUUUUUUGUUUUUUAUAUAAAUUCUGUUUGCAUUUUGGUAAUAAGAAUAUUGGUGAAAUCACCUUAAUUUAUCUGCAGUUGUUAAGAAUUUGCUACAGUCCAUUGUAAUAGACUUCAUUGCAUUUUUCUCACUCUGUAUUUAUCUUCUUGAUGUAUAUAGAGCUGCCCAUGAUGUUUAAGAAGUAUGCACAGUUUUCUUUUAUAAUAAGAUGUUGAAAUCCGUGGCAAGCAAGUAACUUGUUGAGGUCAACUAGGAGUUUGUUUACACUUCUUAAGAUAGCAUGUUUCUUCAUGUUGAGCUGCUAGUGGUUUUGAGUUCGUCAUCAGAUGACAUCUCUUGUUUCAGACUGGCUUUAUAGAAAUUGCAUGGGGCCUUUUGCUGUUAAAACAGAUUGUAGGAUACAAUUUAAUUUGAAUUUAAUAGUUACAUAAGUACUCUGAGGUUUUACACUUCAUAAAAAUUUAGAAUUCUCAUUCUAGUACAGUUAUGGAACAUUGAUGUUUUGUGGUUUGGAAGAUUGUGUGUAUCUUGGAGAAGGAAAGAGGGAUUAAGAGCAUGAAUGAGUUGGCUUUUAUCAGGACGAGAUAAAGUAACUUAAGCAAGCCUUGAAUUUGUGUAAGAGAAUGGCAAGACCAUGUCUGAAUAAAUGGUGGAUCCUAUAUCUUGCUAGGCGGCAAAAACCUUGCAAAGAAAUUGUGUCUGUAUUAAAAACAGCACUUCUUGUUUGGGUAAGAUCUGCUGAAGUAUGCCAUCUCAAAUUCAGGUAAGACUCUAAACCAUCGGCAGUUGUAAUUUUACAUUCUGGAAAUUUAUCCAUUAUUGAAACUUUGACCUAUGAUCUGUGUACAAAUGUCCUUUGAUGUAUCAUUUGCUUGGAAGGAGCUUAAUGCAUUUCGGAUUGGUUAAUUUAUUUUUUUGGGCAUGUUUGUAUAAAAUUGUUCUGCUGCGGUCUUAAUCUUUUUUUUUUUUUUUUUUGAUCGGCAAAAGUCAAUUGUUAGUUGUUAGAUUAGCACUUAUGGGAGUUAGCCUUCCCACCCUUGCAAAGCACCAAGUGCUUGCGUCCUUAAUUCAACUUCUCCUUUGGGAGAGUUGAAUCUAUGACCUCCCCUUUGGGACUAAGCCCUCAGGAGAAUCAUGGUGCCCAACUAGGCAAAAGUCAGUUGCUGUCUUAAUCUAGUGAAGUGCAGGUUGCUAAGCGUCAGCCAGAUUCUCGUGGCCAUUCCUUGCAAUAUGGUCACCAUGGGCAUGGUUCUUACUGUUAAUGAGAGUGGAUGUCAUGGUACUGUGGAUGCUCGAUGUGGCUGGUUGCCUUCUCUGAAAAGGACUAGGUUUGUAAAUUGUUGGCAUGUAUUUUUUGCCUCUAUUGUAUCUCUUUUGUCCAUAUGGACUGGUGUACAAGAACAUCAGUAGGCUACUGUGUUUGCACUGUAAACUCUUGGUUGUUUUUCUAUUUUCUUUGUUUUUUGAUGGCUACUCUGGUAACGCUGCCAAUUCUAGCGAGUUUUUUCACUUGUAAAUCCUUACACGUGUUUAACUGCUGGUUAUCUGGUUUUUUAUUUAUUUAUUUUUGCAUACAUGUGUUUUACUUGAGGCCACUGUAUAUGUAGUUCUUAUAAACACAUUUAAAUUUAUGUUGGUUGUGAACUUCAUUACUGUCCGCUGAAAGAAGAGCUUUAUUUUGUUGAACCAUUCUAAUAUUUUUUUGCUGUGCAAAUAAUAUAAAGCAGGCAUUUCCUACUGUUUGGUGAAUGGAAUUGAUGAAGAUUGGGAGCUUUUGUAAUUUGCUUCAGUUAUGUAAACAUCUGAGAGAAAGAACAAAGGAAAGCACAAGAGAGGAAAAUGGUUAACCCAGGCAGCCUCAUCUUCUACUGUCAGAGAGCAUAGUGCCCUACACUGUGGGCUGCUCCAUUACCAAUUUUAAGAAACUCGAGUAAAAACACAAGUAAUGAAGGAUGAAGCCAUUCAGUUGCAAUCUUGAAUGGCAACUUCUGCAUCAAUGGAAGCCUUUUGCUUCCCAGUAGAUGAAUGAUAAAUCUCCAAGUCAUUUGCCUUCAAUCUUGAGGAGGAAACGAAAGAAACAGGUUUGGUUAUUACUGCUAACAAGGCACAAUUGCUCUCAGCAACAACCAUCCAAGACCACAGGCAUUUUCUACUGUUUGAACAAAGGAAUUGAUGAAGAUUGGGAGCUUUCGUAAUUUGCUCAAGUUAUGUAAACAUCUGAGGUGAGCUAUGAGUUGCAGUUGAUUAACUAUCAGUUUCUUCCCUUGGUUUCUGGGACAGAUGCAGAGAAAUUUGUUUCAAGCCUGAAACUCAUAGAAAGAACAAAGGAAAGCACCAGAGAGGAAAAUGGUUAUCCCAGGCCAGCCUCAUCUUCCACUGUAAGAGAGCAUAGUGCCCUACAUUGUGGGCUGCUCCAUUACCAAUUCCGAGAAACACGUGUAAAAACACAAGCAGUGAUGGAUGAAGCCAUUCAGUUGCAAUCUUGAAUGGCAACUUUUGUAUCAGUGGAAGCCUUUUGUUUCCCAGUAGAUGAAUGAUAAAUCUCCAAGGCAUCGCCUUCAAUCUUGAGGAGGAAACGAAAGAAACAGGUUUGGCUAUUACUGCUAGUAAGGCAACAAUUGCUUUCAGCAACAGCAACCGUCCCAAGACCAGUUUAGCAUUUUUCAACAUUAAAAUCUGCAUCGGCAUCAAUUUUGAUCACCCCCCUCAACCAAAGGAUCCUGAGCUCGAAGAGGCCCUGCUAAUAGAAGUUGAUGCCUAUAAAUUUUGCCUGGCAUUUUGCAUUUUGUAAGUUGAAACUCACUGGAAAUUUCCCAUGCUUACAUUUAUGUCUAUUUUUAAGAAAUUGUCAAAUAUAUAUAUUUUUGGUGAUGAAAAAAUAUUAAAUAUAAUAUAUGUAUAUAUAA
Molecule: messenger RNA, 4936 nt
Organism: Camellia sinensis
Lineage: Eukaryota; Viridiplantae; Streptophyta; Magnoliopsida; Ericales; Theaceae
Source: RefSeq, a predicted model, not a curated record